This is a messenger RNA of Symbiodinium natans, 450 nucleotides long. The record is from the annotation of a GenBank genome assembly. NCBI's taxonomy places the organism in Eukaryota, Dinophyceae, Suessiales, Symbiodiniaceae.
AUGGAAGCGUGUCUGGACUGCAUACCGAACUGGUACGUCAGAGGCUUCUAUGCAAUGACUCUGCUGAACUGGCUUCAAUGGGAUUUGGUGAGCACUGCCGACCGCACGUUUGCGUGUCGAAUCCUUUCUUCCAUAGAGCCGUUUCCACAUCUGUCGCCACGCCUGCAGAUUGUCCUUGGGAAGAUGCUCGAAAGUCUGGGCACUUCCCGACGCAACAAGAAGAAGGGCAAGAGGCACGAGCUGCGGAUGGAAGCAGAGGAGUGCAUCAGACGUUGGAAAUUGACGAUCCCAGAGUGGCACCUGUGCCAAAUACAGUGCCGUUUGCACUGUUUGGGCGAGCGUUUGGGCCAUCGCGCUGGGAGCAUGAUGGUCGACUCACUCGACUCGGCGAUCCUGGCCGCAAGCGCUGCUUCUGAUUGGCUCAGAGACCGUUUCUCAUCUGGCGUUUAG